Scleropages formosus (Asian bonytongue) is the source of this 1552-nucleotide messenger RNA. RefSeq names its product ankyrin repeat and SOCS box protein 15-like. The record is from RefSeq and is a predicted model, not a curated record. The transcript is spliced from 8 exons. Bases 21 to 1505 code for a protein of 494 amino acids. Gene Ontology annotation, molecular function: protein binding. Gene Ontology annotation, cellular component: cytoplasm. Lineage: Eukaryota; Metazoa; Chordata; Actinopteri; Osteoglossiformes; Osteoglossidae.
CAUGUACCGAAAGUGUUGAAAUGCUCAGCGAUGACAACCUGAAGAUCCUUGCUGCCAUUGAACAAGGUGAUGUACUGUCACUCCAAAGAUUAACAGAGUCCCAGGCUGCCUUCGGGGAAGCGGACAGCAGCGGCUGCCUCCCCCUGCACAGGGCUGCAGUCCAGCCGCUGGCAGGGAUGCUGGAGGCCGUGCUGUACGCAUCACACAGGUUGAGCCUGGAAGAGAAGACCCUUGAAGGGGAGACGGCCCUGACGCUGGCGGUGCAGGCUGGUUUUCUGGGGAACAUGAAGGUGCUGCUAGAGAAAGGGGCGUCUCCACACGCCGCCAACAGCAGCAAUGAGUCCCCUCUCCUUCUCGCAGUGAGAAGCAGGUCACUCAAAAUGGCAUCUGCCCUGAUUGAGAGCGGUGCUCAGGCACAGCAGAUCUGUGGAAAGGGAUGGACAGCCAUGCAUGAAGCAGCCAGACUCGGCUGCUGUGACAUCGUGAUGCUGUUGCUAAGAAACGGGGGCAGUGUUUCUGAGACGGAUUGUCACGGUGUCACCCCGCUGGGUGUCGCAGCAGAGCACGCUCAGGUGGAGGUGUUGGAGACGCUCAUUCGUUACGGUGCAAACGUGAACACGCAGGACCACAAUGGGGAGACCAUCCUAAUGGAUGCUGCAGGCUCUGGGAACCCUGACUGUGUAGACCUUCUUCUGCAGCACGGAGCCAAUCCCAACCUGCCUAGCCUGACCGGGCACCUUCCCAUCCAUCGGGCAGCCUACGAGGGCCACUACCUGGCAUUGAAAGUCCUGAUACCAGUUACUUCCAGAAAAGCUAUUCGCCAGUCUGGACAAAGUCCCAUUCAUUCAGCAGCAGACGGAGGCCAUGCUCAGUGUCUGGAGCUGCUCAUAGCAUAUGGGUUCGAUGUCAAUAGCCUCCUUGAGAAACACAUCUCUGAGAACUAUGGGGACAUGCGAAGGAGCGCUUUGUAUUUUGCUGUGUCGCACGGCGAUACGAUCUGCACGGAGCUCUUGCUGAACGCUGGGGCGAAACCCGACAGAGAUCCUCUGCACUGCCUCCUGGUGGCCGUCAGGGCCGGGAGGUAUGAGAUUGUGAGGCUGCUCCUGGCCAAGCGGGCGGACGUGAACUGCUACUUCACAGUGGUCAGUGACACGGUGUUCCCCACGGCCCUGCAGUACUGCCUGAGGGACGAAGUGAUGAUGCGUCUGCUGCUCAACGGCGGCUAUGAUGCAGGGAGAUGCUUCUGCUGUCACCAUGACAACAGCUUCCAUACACAUUGCCCCUCAAAUGAUCUUAGGAGCCAGAUGUGUGAGAUAUGCAACCAAGAGGAGAAAAUCCCUUUCUGUGACUUCAUCAGUGUAUCGUGUCUGAAGCACUUGACUGGAACUGUGGUGCGGGUUCUACUGGACUAUGUGGGACACGUGUCCAUCUGUUCCAAGCUCAAGCUGACUCUGGAGAAGCACAAAGAGUGGCCUGAAAUCGCUGACAUUCUGGGUGAGCUCUGAUGGUCGAUCUCAGGCAAACAUGCAGAGAGACAUUUCAUUUACCACAA